Molecule: messenger RNA, 912 nt
Organism: Anopheles marshallii
Lineage: Eukaryota; Metazoa; Arthropoda; Insecta; Diptera; Culicidae
Exons: 3
Coding region: 1-912 (303 amino acids)
Source: RefSeq, a predicted model, not a curated record
AUGCCACUAUUACUAGAAGCAGCAGAUGCAGUGGAUGCAGCGAUGGGCGUAUCGGUGGCAGCGGUGGAGGAAGCGAUGUUCGCAUCGGUAGCAGCAGUGGCAUUGGACGCAGAAGAUGAAGAUGUAGAUGUAGAAGAUGCAGAAGGGCCAUUAAAUGCUGUAGCGGACGCCGUGCUGUUACCGUCCACUACUGCAGACUGGCUGAAAAUUUCCCAGGGAUUUCAAGAGCAAUGCUUCCAUCGAUGGGAAACAUCAAUAGCGGACUCAAACUACAACUUUAUGUUUGCCGACGUCGGUUGUCAGGGGAGAAUUUCAGAUGGUGGGGUGUUUCAAAAUAGCCCUAUUUUCCAAAAAUUGGAACGUCGGGAGAUGAACAUACCCGUUCCAGAAAUUUUGAAUUUGCCAUACAGCAUUGAAGUCCCAUAUUUCUUUUUAGGUGAUCAGGCGUUUGCUAUGAAAGAAUAUUGCCUCAGAACAUAUGGAGGAAUGCAUCCCGCAGAGUCGAUGGAGCGGAAUUUUAACUAUCGACAUUCAAGAGCGCGUCGUACUGUAGAGAACGCUUUUGGAAUUUUGGCAAAAGUGUUCCGGGUUUUAGCUAAGCCCAUAGAUCUAGAACCAGAUAUUGCUGAAAAAGUUGUUCUUGCAGCUGUAACGUUGCACAAUUUUCGACGACGGCACACUUUAUAUAAUUAUUCUACCGAAUUUCUUCCUGGCACUACAAACACACCAUCUACAUCAAUGGAAUUCGAACAAUUCAAUGAUGAAGCAUCACCCCCUUCAAUGUUACCUUUCCCAGCUGUUGCAUUAAGACCAGCAAGAGCAUUACAAAAUAUGCGAAACCAUUUGGCAAGGCAUUUUUUGUUGAAUGAUCCUUUACCCUUUGCUCUACCGCAACCGCGACGAGUUUUGUAA